CUGAUACUGAUAAGAAACACGCGUCAAUAUUGACGUUUCGAUGUAAAAAACGAACAUGCUUGUGGUUUAAACCGUAAAAACGCUCAACUUAUUGGCUUUAAUACCCGGCAUCCAGGCCACACUUGUCAAAAAAAACAUUUGACAUAAUAACAUAACCUACAAAAUAUGAAAAAUGGCGCGAACUGUCAUUUUACAUAGAAUUUGAUAAAUUUGUAUUUUGUUUUGCAUACGCCGACUUAAAACUAUCGCUAUGCCGCUCGUAAAGGACUUAUCGUAUCGCGAAAUGCCUUCUUCAGAAACAGCCAACGCGGAUUACCACGAGUUUUUGUCGUUGGGGAAGCUGAUAGCGAAGAUUACUAAUCACCAGCAGACCGUCUUCCGGUGCCGGUCCGUCGGAGUCCUGUCCAACCAGGGGCUCGUCUACACUUUGGCUGACAUCGACGACAGGGCCACAGCUAUCCGGGUGUCUCUGCGUUACAUGAAAGCGAGUGCGCCGUAUUCGGGGAAACCGUACAUUGCGCAGAUUUUCGGCUUCGCGCAUUGGUUUUGUGAUACCCCUAUUCUGUACGCCAUCAAUAUCAAGGAAGUACAGCCACCUCUGGCUAAGAAACUUUGCUAUACAAUGGAAUGGAUUGUGAAUACCCAUAAAUUAAUAAGCCAAGAGAGGCGGGAAAGGAGGAAGGACGAAUGACGAUUCUACCAAGGCGAGUGGUACACUCGUCCCCAGCCCACUGAGUACGCAGUCGAGUGGCCCGUCCCCCCACCCAACCCCCCUAUGUUAGAGAAUGUACCCGUCCACGAGUAUACGAUGUGCUGUUGCAGGGAAGACGUAUACAGGGCUUCGAGUCCGCUCGAUUUCGAUCUCUCCUUGAUCGAUUACGAACAGUUUAAAAAAGAUGCGACUGAUCCGAUAGAUUGGAUCGAUUACAGUAUGCUAUAGUCGAUGUCGAUCAGUGAGACAUCGAUUAUUCACAGUUUGGGCGAGUCGUUUGAGAUAAAUUGACAUUAGUAUUGUAUUUACGACUAAGCGACAGUGAAAACAAAAAAAAAAACAAUAAGGCAAGUCAAAUCUCGACUAGGGAGCAAAUGUAACUGGU
This is a messenger RNA of Leguminivora glycinivorella, 1097 nucleotides long. RefSeq lists its product as uncharacterized. The record is from RefSeq and is a predicted model, not a curated record. Lineage: Eukaryota; Metazoa; Arthropoda; Insecta; Lepidoptera; Tortricidae. Bases 251 to 691 code for a protein of 146 amino acids. The transcript has 5 exons.